Coniophora puteana RWD-64-598 SS2 is the source of this 3128-nucleotide messenger RNA. RefSeq lists its product as uncharacterized. The transcript is spliced from 17 exons. The record is from RefSeq and is a predicted model, not a curated record. NCBI's taxonomy places the organism in Eukaryota, Fungi, Basidiomycota, Agaricomycetes, Boletales, Coniophoraceae. The coding region runs from base 174 to 3128 and encodes 984 amino acids.
AUGUCCACAGACGAUGGCAGCAAAUGGUAUAUAGCGCUGGGCAACGCUCCCAGCGGUGAACAAGGUCUCGGUUACUACUUCGCGAGCAACGACGCCAGGGCGGUGUCUUGGGUGGACAGCUUUGAGUUCGACUGCUUAUCAGCUGGCUGUGAACACGUCGACCAAAGCAGCUCAUGUUGGUACCGAAGCACAGUACUGGAAGCACUGCCAACUAUUUCCCAGCACGCUUGCUGUAUCCACGGAGCUUAGAGCCGAGCUCGCUGCGAAUCUCUUGCACGCAUCGGCAGGCAAGUCGCAUACACUCAGCGCGCAAAAUACGGCGCUUACCAUCCACAGACGUCGCAAUAUCCAAAGUCACUACGUCUCCUUAUAACGCUGAGGACCUGGAGAGAAUGACUAACAUAGUCAAAGAACUUCCUCACGAAGGCUCAGGAACAGGCAGGGCCGAUUUACACUCGUCGUGGAUUGUUGCGAGCUUCAUGCAUCUUCAUGCGCGGGGCCUAUGGAGGAGCCACUAUGGACAAAACUAUGAAUAUUUCCACGCGUACAGAGUAGAAGACGAGCAGAAGCCUCCCACAUAUCAGCGUCCCUGGGCGAUGGUCCUCUUCGCGCCCUUAACUCUUCGUUCUGCACAGGUCUAUGCAGAAGAACUCCACGCGUUCCGUCACCAGUUUAGUCCCGCCCGAUACGAUGCGUUCGUGACCAAGGUGAACUCAAGCAUCCGUGAUUCGAACUUGCUGGUAGGACGAAUCUUAUUCGCGACUGUGCUUCUCAGCACGAGUGUCCCCUUCCUGGACUUCAGCGACAACGCCGCUGUGACCAUCCUCACGUACUGCUCGCUCAUCAUGAGCGCCGGAAGCAUCAUUGUUGGACUCGCCAUUUUCAAACAAUACCGCGCUAAAGGUGCUGAUGUGCCACUCAAAGCUGUCAUCAUACUGGAGCGUAUCUUUCGCGAAUCACACGGCAUUGAGAGACUCGCGAUCAUCUGCAGUCUGCCUUACGUCUUCCUGAUGUGGAGUCUGUUUCUCUUCCUGGCUGCACUGUUGAUCAUGUGCUUUGACCAGACGGAUACCCCGACGAAGGUGCCUACUGGCGUUGCCUGCGCCAUUGUUUCCUUGUCCAUCUUCUGGUGCUUGCUCACCGCUGGCUCUCCUGACAAGGAAGAAACUCUGAGCCGGCGGCGAGCACGAGAGCAGCACGAACGCCAAGUCGUAGAGAAUGAGAAGGGUGCUGCCGCAACGGACACACGCCGUUCUUCAAGCUUACUUGAGCGUUGUCUGCACCAAUGUGCUACGCUGAAAAUAUUGAUGCAACAUUGUUGGUGCUUAGCACAUAUACGAUGGAAGCGGCUGAUCCGAUUAUGCAGCCAAGCCUUGCUAAGUAUUGGCUCGUCACCUCGACUUUUUGUGCAAGUGACAAAUGUCAUUGCUCUUGGUCUCCCCGAAUUUUCGCAUUUUCUUCAUCUCACCCAUAAUUUCAUCUUGAAAGUCCAAAUCGGGAAGACACUUAGGAAGGCGGCAGCGCAGUUCUACGAUGGCAACUUUCAUUGGGAUUGUAUAGAUUCCUUCUACGACGUUUGCGGGAACAUCGACAUCGAUCUCCAAGUCUGGUCGGACUAUCACCACUAUUACGGCGGCAUGCGGGCACCCUUGGGCACCCUCCUUCUCGACCCGUAUAACAAGCCACAGCAUGAUAUCUGUGAUGAGCACGGCACCCAGACCUGGCAGACGGUCAUUCGACGACCACUGAGCGGCGCAUCUUCCUUCCGGCACACGGGGGCUGAGAUCGAGUUCACCAUUACCGCUACGACCACUUUGUCCCGCACCAGCAAUCUCGCGAGAGCCCCGUCAAUGACAACUCUCCGUUCCCAAAAGCAAAGCGAGGGACAACCGACUAACCCCUCAAAGUCAUUCUCCCCCGCUGGACUUCGCCACGAAGCGUCUCGCGACCUUAGGUCAGCGGUAGCCAGAGCACAGCGAGCGGCCGAGGAGUUUCGAGACGCAGAAACGCAUGGCCAGGUGGUCUUGAAGUCUCUUCUCGUUAAGGCCGAAGCACUAUCUCGUGUCACGGAGCCAUUUGCGCAGGCGCAUCUAUCCACAAAACUUGCUUUCUACACCUUGAAAGGAGCGGUCAAUAUUCUUAUAGCUCAAAUGGACCGCGAUGCAAGAAUACUUAACCUUGUAGAUACACUUAGCGAAGUGUACAACAUCAUCCUCGACAAGCCUGACCUCGACAUUGGCUCUGUCAAGUCCGCUAUCGAAGCAUUAGCGGCGCAGAGCAUUGAAUGCAGCCUUUUCAUCCAAGCUUACGCCAAGCAAGGCUUUGCGGAACGUCACUGGAAUAAUCUUGCUUCUGACAUUGAUCGAGCUAUCACUCGACACGAGCAAAAGCUCAAGGAGCUUGCGAUCUGUUUUAAGACUAGGGUAAUGAACGCCAUCGCUAAGAUGGUAAUUCGCACCCUGGGCAUGGCCAAAUGCGUUGGUAUGGUUAUGGACCUGAAUGACAUGCCGUACGCCGAUCGUGUGCGGUAUGACAGAGGAAAGAUUGAUUCCAGUUCUUACAACACUGUCGUCGCGCAGAAGAUAUGUCAAUGGGCUAUGUCUGAUCACUCUGGGGAGACUGUCUUCCUGCUGACUGGGUCAGACGCCUCAUCCUCAGCGAACUCCACGCUAGCGCAUACGAUCGCGUACCAUUUUGAUACACUCGGACGGCUCGGAUCAUCGUUCUUCUUCCAGGAAUCAACGGACCCCACGUAUAUGUUCAGCACAAUAGCGCGGGAUCUCGCAGACCUCGAUGAGGAGCUACGGGCUAUCUUACAUUCGAACAUUAAGGGGCGUCGCGCCAUCUGCAGGACUUCGUCUAUCCUGGAGCAAUUUCAAGAGUUUAUAGCGCCGUGUUUCCCGCUCGAUAAACAAUACCUCGACAUUGGACCCAUUCUUAUCGUUCUGGACCGCUUGGACCUUUGUGAGGAGAUAGGAAGCGAGCGAAGGCAGGCACUUCUGUCCAUCCUCUCCCACGAGGUCCCGAGUCUAUCACCGAAUGUCAAGUUUCUCCUCACGUCCCGUCCUGACGACGAUAUUAUGUGCGCCCUUCGUAACAAACUUCACGUCAGAGAGAUGUCUAUGUAA